Dreissena polymorpha is the source of this 8390-nucleotide messenger RNA. Its product is annotated as inactive rhomboid protein 1-like. NCBI's taxonomy places the organism in Eukaryota, Metazoa, Mollusca, Bivalvia, Myida, Dreissenidae. Gene Ontology annotation, biological process: regulation of protein secretion; regulation of epidermal growth factor receptor signaling pathway. The coding region runs from base 283 to 2670 and encodes 795 amino acids. The transcript is spliced from 16 exons. Gene Ontology annotation, molecular function: serine-type endopeptidase activity. Gene Ontology annotation, cellular component: endoplasmic reticulum membrane. The record is from RefSeq and is a predicted model, not a curated record.
GUAAACAUCGAAUUGUCGUUUUGUUUAUUUAUUGUUUGUUUGAAAAAAUGUGAUUUUCACUAAUAUAAUCUCGUGAUAAGGAAGCAUUUAUGUGAGAUGAGAUGCUGAUUAGAACCACGAUUCCUGUGUAACAUGGUGCAUUACUAGCUCAACUUAACUUGACUUAAGAUAUUGAUUAUGAUUGAACUUGAAGAAUGGAGGAUGGAAUUAAUUAAGCUCAUUUGUCUAAAGCAGCAUUAUAAAAUUUGAAUUCAUGCAACAGUGCAAUUAUCAAAGUUAAUUAUGGAGGAAAGUGACAAUCCUAGGAAAAAGAACAUUAAACUAGAAAAAUUAAAAAGGUAUGUUAAAGUGGGUGUCCUUGAUUUCUUUGGACUCGGACAAGAAGACAGCCUAGAAGCACCGAAAUGGCAGAACCGUCGAAAGAGAUUCUACAAAGGACAAGUGAAAGAUGAUGGAUUGCCAAGUGCCUCAGACUUUGCAGAUGCCGCCUACUUUGUGCCGAGGGUGCCAGUGCAACGUGUCCGGGCCUACACAGGUGUGGAGGCUGGGGAGGAUGAGCCGGAUACCUCCGUGCAACCAGCUGCAGACACGGAGCCCAUUAUGGGCUUCCCCCGAUGCCGCACCAGGAAAGACAGUGUCCUGCAGAUGACUUUCAAGGCUAUGAAUAAAUUUGUGAGUGGUGGGAAGAAAUACAGGUCACGUCAAAGGGUAUUGGGCCGUGACACCACUGUUGAACACCAAGCAUCCAUCAAACCAAGUGAUGCUGUGGACAGUGCACACAUCCAAGUUGCAGGGCCGUCAAUUGAAAAAAUUGAAAGUCGAGAAUUAGAAAUGUCCAGGAUGGAGACCGGCCAGUACAGAGUACAGAAGAUCCCCUAUGUGAGUGGUCAGGCCCGUAGCUAUCUGCCACAGGCUCUGCUGAAGGAGAUUCCACCAGAUCAGGCGCAGUCCAAGAAGGAUAUACUGGCGGAUAAUUUCUAUGACAUAACACCACCAUCAUCACCCAGGAGACAUGUUGCCAGGAGGGUUGUUAGGGAAGGUGCAGGCUUGGAUGAGGCAGACAAUGUUGACAUAAGAGGUAUCGAAGACGAAGCAGAUGCUUUUGAAAUUCCUGACUUUCUUAUGAUGAGAGAAAUCAGGGCAGACAUAAAAAGUUCCUUCAUUGAAAAAAGAAGACCGGGAAUGAGUGUGAUAGGUCGUCUGUGUUUGAGAAAGUACAAGGACCAGAGAGGGUCCAAGGCACCUGUGAUGCAGGACAAAGUCGUGGAUGAAUUGUAUGAUCACAGGCCAUUCUUUACCUGCUGGAUGACAUUUGUGCAGGUGGUUAUUUUCAUCGUGUCAGUGUCUGUUUAUGGGUUUGCACCUGUAGGAAUUAAUGACAAAGCUGAAUCAAUGGCGGUGUUGAAGCCUAACCUUGCAAUUGAGAAUUCCAGACAGCUGGAGCCCAGGAAUUUGUGGAUAGGUCCUAGACAGGCAGCCUUGGUUCAUCUGGGUGCAAAGUACUCACCGUGCAUGCGUAAGGACGAAGGCAUCCUCAAAGGUAUCCUCUUAGACCGAGCUGUGGAGAAGGACUCGGCUUGCUGUGUCCGUGAUGACGGCUCUGGUUGCUUUCAGGCCUUGGAGGGACAGUGUCCGAAAAAACUUAGCACAUGGAACAAGUGGAGUGCAGCAGAUAAAAGGGAUGGCAAGUGGAGUUACGGCUCUGUGUGUGGACAAGACCCCAGAUACUGUACAGACCCUGCAUCAGUUGAUCCGUUUGUGUGGGACAAUGAUAUAUCCAAAUGGCCAUUAUGCAAGAAAAAGUUGGAGGCUCAGAAAGAUGACAUCCACAUGAUGUGCAAUAUAACAGGUCGCCCGUGUUGCCAUGGUAUCCAGGGGGAGUGCAUGAUCACCACAAGGGAGCACUGUGACUUUGUGAGGGGAUACUUCCACGAUGAUGCCUUCCUAUGCUCUCAGGUCCAAUGUAUGAAGGAUGUUUGUGGAAUGAUCCCAUUUGGCAACGAUGAGAAGCCUGAUCAGUUCUACAGGCUCUGGACUUCACUCUUCCUACAUGGAGGGUUUUUCCAUCUGGUGAUCACAGUGAUUUUCCAGAUCAUCGUAUGUCGUGACCUGGAAAAGUUGAUAGGCACUAAGAGGAUGAUAUUUGUGUACAUGUUUGCUGGCAUCUCUGGCAAUCUGGCCAGCUGCAUCUUUGUGCCAUACCAUGUGGAGGUGGGCCCCACUGGUUCCCAGUUUGGUGUGCUGGCCUGUGAGCUGGUGGAGGUUAUUCAGUCGUGGCCCCAUCUAGAGCGACCCGGCAGAGAACUCGUCAAGAUUCUCAUACCUAUAGUCCUCCUCUUCAUCGUUGGUCUCCUGCCAUGGAUUGACAACUGGUCCCAUUUGUUUGGCUUUCUCUUUGGGUUCCUUUCUGCCUAUGCUAUCAUUCCGUAUGCAACUUUUGGAAAGCCAGUUAAAGAAGAUCUGAAAAGGAAAAUCAUUGGAAUCAUUUUAUCCCUUGGAAGCGCCACAUUGUUGUUUGUUUUCCUUGUAAUCCUGUUUUAUGUUCUGCCAUUUUAUGAUUGCCCCGGCUGCCAGUAUUUCAACUGCAUUCCGAUAACGCCUGACUUCUGUAAGAACAUGGAGGUGAACCUGGGUCGCUCUGCAACCUACGGCAUAGCUGUCUCCUACUAGAAUAGAACUUUAUGUCCCUUGUGCUACAAUCUGUCUUCUUUACUUGUCCAUUUCUUAUUCAGAAAUACUACAUUCUCAAUAUGCAUGCAAUUUUCUUUGCUAUUUACAAUGUUUUUUGUUGUUAGCUUAAUCAGUUCUUAAGUAUAUGUGAAAUGUUGUAUACCUGUGUUAAUUUUUGUUAUUGAAGCUGCUCAUUUAUUGUUUACGUGCUUCAUAUUUUUUUAAUAUUAAGAUGUUUUGUUUUUUACCAAUAUAUAACUCAGGUUGCAAGUGCUAUUGUAAAGAGGCUUUCAACAGGUACUUACAUGUUUACAUGUACACUAGUUACAAAAUCAGGGAAACUAGUUAACGAAGUUGUACAUAAUUAUGAUCAAUAUAUUUUUAAUUGUUUUCAUACAUUCAGUUCACCCUUAUUUUCUUCACAUAUCUUUUUUAUGUUUGCAAUUCUUUUGCUUUUGCUUUUUUAGUUAAUUAUUUUGAACAAAUAUUUUUUACAUUAUUUCAAUUUUAUCAUAUGGUGCUUGCAUACAUUUUAGCUCACCCCUGCACAAUGUGCUCAUGGUGAGUUUUGUGACCGCUUUUUGUCCGCUGUGCAUCGUCGGUUGUGUGUUGUCAACAUUUACCCCUAUAACACUAUACAGGCCAAAUUUAUAGUCCAGUCUUCGUGACACUUGGUCACAUCAGAACAUAUAUGCCAAUGACAUCUUAGACGAUUUUGAAAAUGGUUUCAGUUGUUUUAAAAACAUUGCUUCUAGGGGGCGUGGCAUUUUUCCUUAUAUGGCUAUAUUAAAACCUUGCUAACACUUUAGAAGUCACAUUUAUUGUACAGUCUUCAUUAAACAUAGUCAGAACAUAAGUUCUAAUGAUAUCUUGUAUGAGUUUGAAAAUUGUUCGAACAUUGAUUCCCUCAGGAUAUACUGUCCAGAUCUAGCCUCAACACGCUUGUUUAACGUUAAAGGUGAUUCAAAGUCACUCUGGCCUUGACCUAAUUUUGACUAAAAUUGUCCAACAGUACAAGGUUAACCUUAAAUUACAUCACGACAUUGUAUAAAAUCUAUACCACUUUCUAAAAAGCCUUGAUACUUGAUAUUUGAGAACUUUUAACAAACCCACAUCACCUGAAUUCAUUUUUACCUUAAAACUGACCUUACUUUUGACAUUUACGUAAGACUUAUUCAUAUUAAUUUGAAUUGAAGAGACUUCCACAGGGGCAUUAGUGUUUAUUGAAGGCAGCAUCUUGUUUGUACCGUUUUGAGCUCACCAAUAUUGUUUCCAAACUUUGAUACAUAACACAUGUUUUUCUUAUGACGGAUCUAAAUCCACCAAAAUCAUUAACACUUUUACCUUGAGCUUAUCUAGACUUGAAAAAUUGGUGCAUGUGUGUUGAUUUAACGCAGCAUCUGGUUUUGUACAUGUGAUUUGUUCAUGUUUAAGUGUACAUUAUCUAAACCAUGUUUGACUAUUUGCAAAUAUGUUAUAUUAAAUAUAUUUAUUUUUUUUUAACUCUGAUCUCUAAAUCUCUUACCAUGAAAAGUGCAAGAUGCACUGAAUGCAUAAAUGUUUAUGUGGUCAUACUCGUACUGACUAUGUGUUCAUAAGGAGCUUACAUGUAUCAGUACCAUAUUUAUAUUUUAAUAGCUGUAGCUUGUAAUACUAUUUGAGCAUUGUUUGUAAAAGAGCUUAUCUCGUCAUAUCAAAAUGGCUUCUAUUUUACUAAUAUUUUGUUGUGUUUUUAUUAUAAUUUAAAUCAUUACUUGAACCCUGUGAUUUUUAUGACAUAUUUAUUUUAUAAAUCUGGCACAUGUUGUAGACAGUGCAUUUUGAACAAUGAUAUUUGAAUGAACAAAAAAAAUUGUUAAACAGCUAAGAUUUUUUGUGAAUGAUACUUGAAUGAACUCAUGUACUUAUAUAGUUGAAAUUCCUCUGUUUGUGUUGCACGAAUAAUAGAAUUAAAACAUUUUAUUUCAAGUUAAAUUUACACAUCUUUUUUUUUUAGAUAGCAUGUCUUAUUUGCAGAUUGAUUUUGUGUUAUAAAAAUAACAAACUAAAUAGUGCCUCUAUAAAGUUGUAUUCAACUUUAAAACACAUAAGUUUCAGAGAUAUAGAGAUAAAUGACGGAUUUAGUAUAGUCUUAUUAUAAUUAUGUCUGUUUACCAUUAUUCAUUUGUGAUAGAUAUUUUUAUAAUUUACAAUAUUCGUAAUAACAGUGGUUACAGUUUGAAGUGUCAUGCAUCCACAUUUAUAAGCAUAAUAAGUGUAUAUGAUAUGGUAUAUAAGAUUUUUGUAUACAUAUAAUUUAUUCAUUUAUUGCUAUUUCCAAUGUACUUAUUCUGUAUAUACGAGUAUGCAUGUAACUUUAUGUACUGGCUAUUUGUUAUUUGAAGGUUGUGGUGCAUUCUCAUAGCUAUACACAUAUUUGCACAAUUUAUCCUAUACUGCAUAUAUUUUGUUAUCUACGUACUGUUUCAUAAUGUAUCCAUGUUUUUGGUUUGAUAGUUGUGCAAAUGAUGAAACAAAACCUUUAUUUGAUCUUUCUAUAUUGAUAGUUUCUUGAGGAUAAUUUCAAUGUGCAAUUCAGUUCUAUUUGUUAUAAUUGAAAAGGUUCUUUUGUGUCCUCCAAAUUGCUAAAAUUUGAAAUUUGGAAACAAGUAUUCAUGGUCACUAUUAAAAAUGUCUAAUAAUUGUACUUGUUGAUGUUAAAAACUCGUUUUAUUUAGCCUUUUCUUGGAAUUCAGUGUAAUUGUAUAUAUGGUCCACUCUGUCUUUCAGCAAUCAUUAUGCCAUCACCUCUUUCCAAUAAACAUGCUUAUUACAAUCACUAGUCUAUGUACAAUGUACUUUAACCCAUUUAAGUCUAGUGGGCUCUCCCAUGCUUCUAAAUUGGAUCAAUUUAUUUCUGAAAUUAGGGAUGUCAAGUAUAUUUAUUUCUAUAUCUAGAAUAUUUCUUACAGAAAUUCCUUUAAUCAAACAGCGCAGACCCUGAUGAGAUGCCGCAUCAUGCAGUGUCUCAUCUGGGUCUACGCUCUUUGCCAAUGCCUUUUUUCUAGACGUUAGGCAUGAAUGGAUUAAACUAUUAGCAUUCAGUUUGCAAUCUGUUUGUUAUAUAACAUAAACUCAAAUCAGCAGGGGUCUUUCUUGGGUAAGUGCUUUAAACUAACAAGGUCACAUAUAUUUUGGAUAGAACACUUAUAGAUUGCUUAUAUGAUAAAGGGUUUUAAGUAUGUUCAAGGCUUUGGUUAAAUGAAAGAUAUCAGAUGGGUUAUUAUAGGAAUGCCCUUUAUCCAUUUGUUGUUCAUCAAUCUCUCUGGAACUUCUUAUUCAGCUCUGUCUCAUAUACCUUUUGAUGGACUUUCAUGAAACUCCUUGGGUGUAUAGAUCUCUCUUGGAGUGUCUUUUAUGCACCGUUAUAUUGGUUUAUUGUUAUACCUCGACAAACGAAGUUUAGGGGGGUAUAUAGGAAUGAACUUGUCUGUCGGUCGGUAGGUCGGUCAGUCCGUAUUAAGUGUCCGCUCUCUAAUUCAAGUAGUUUUCAUCCGAUCUUCCCCAAUCUUGGUCAGAAGUUGUAUCUAGAUGAUGUCUAGGCCAAGUUCGAACAUGGGCCUUGCUGGGUCAAAAACUAGGUCACGGGGUCACUUAGUGCAUUUUAAAAUUUCAGCAUGGUGUCAGCUCUCUAAUUCAAGUAGUUUUCAUCCGGUCUUCACCAAACUUGGUCAGAAGUUGUAUCUACAUGAUGUCUAGGCCAAGUUCGAAAAUGGGCCUUGCCGGGUCAAAAACUAGGUCAUGGGGUCACUUAGUGCGUUUUAAACAUUCAGCAUGUUGUCCGCUCUUUAAUUCAAGUAGUUUUCAUCCAAUCUUCACCAAACUUGGUCAGAAGUUGUAUCUACAUGGUGUCUAGGCCAAGUUCGAACAUGGGCCUUGUCGAGUCAAAAACUAGGUCACGGGGUCACUUGGUGCGUUUUAAACAUUCAGCAUGUUGUCCGCUCUCUAAUUCAAGUGGUUUUCAUCCGAUCUUCACCAAACUUGGUCAGAAGUUUUAUCUAGCUGAUCUGAAGGCCAAGUUCGAACAUGGGCCUUGCCGGGUCAAAAACUAGGUCACGGGGUCACUUAGUGCGUUUUUUAACAUUCAGCAUGGUGUCCUCUCUCUUAUUCAAGUAGUUUUCAUCCGAUCUUCACUAAACUUGGUCAGAAGUUUUAUCUAGAUGAUCUGAAGGCCAAGUUCGAACAUGGGCCAUGCCAGAUCAAAAACUAGGUCACAGGGUCACUUAGUACGUUUUACACAUUGAGCAUGGUGUCUGCUCUCAGUUUCAAGUAGUUUAAAUCCGAUCUUCACCACACUUGGUCAGAAGUUGUAACUAGAUGAUAUGUAGGUCAAGUUCGAACAUGGGCCAUGCCAGGUCAAAAACUAGGUCACGGGGUCACUUAAUGUGUUUUUAACCCCACCAUGUCCGCUCUCUAAUUCAAGUAGUUUUUAUCCAAUCUUCACCAAAAUUGGUCAGAAGUUUUAUCUUGAUAAUGUCUAGGGCAAGUUUGAAUAUGGGUCAUGCCGGGUCAAAACAAGGUCACGUGGUCACUUAGUGCGUUUUAAACAUCACAAUGUUGUCCGCUCUCUAAUGCAAGUAGUUUUCAUCCAAUCUUCACCAAACUUGGUCAGAAGUUGAAUCUAGAUGAUGUCUAGGUCAAGUUUGAAUAUGGGUCAUGCCGGGUCAAAAACUAGGUCACAGGGUAUCUUGGUGCGUUUUAAACCUCACCAUGUUGUCUGCUCUUUAAUUCAAGUAGUUUUCAUCCAAUCCUCACCAAACUUGGUCACAAGUUUUAUCUAAAUGAUCUCUAGGACAAGUUUGAACAUGGGCCAUUCCGGGCCUAAAACUAGGUCACGGGUCACUCAGUGCUUUUUUUAACAUUCAGCAUGGUGUUCUCUCUCUAAUUCAAGUAGUUUACAUCUGAUCUUCACCAAACUUGGUCAGAAGUUUUAUGGAGAUAAUCUUAAGGCCAAGUUAGAACAUGGGCCUUUCUGGGUUAAAAACUAGGUCAAAGGGUCACUUAAUGCGUUUUAAAAAUUGAGCAUGGUGUCCGCUUUUUUUUGUAAAGACGACAUGCAAAAUAUUAUGUGUCAAUGCGGCAUGUGGGGGUUUUCGCCACGUCUGUGACAAAGCUCUAGUUUCUACUUGUUUGAAGUUUGCUUGCCUGUUUUGUUGACUUGGGUAGUAUGUUUUCAUCUCGCUUUGUGGUAAUCGGCAAUACAGGUAGGUGACAUGUAUGGCCGUGUCCGGAAGUUUGCGUGCUUUUAUUUCAGCUCUUAUAAUUCAUAGUUCAAGUGUCGUGAACAAGAAUCCUCGAAUGUUCUGUGAAUAUUUUUACUGAAACACUCAUUUAAUGUUAUGUGUGCAGUAAAUAGAUGUUUUCAUGUAAACGCAUGGACCAGGUUGCUAAAAACUAGUAACAGUGAUUUAAUGUACACGGUCGUGCGCUAAUGGGUCUGAUGACAUGUGACCAGCUAGCUCCAGACUUCACACCCUCUGGAGCUACACUUUCCACUAAUGAGGCCAUUUGUUAAAGCUUUCUUGGCAGUGAAAUGAUUUUGUCCUUAGGUUACACCCGGCAGUUUGCUCAAGCAUUCAUUUGUUUAAAAGACUGAAAGUGUUUUAUAUAUUUGCCUUUGACCACAUUAUGUUAAGCCACUUAUUUUGCAAUUGUUGUACUCAAUAAAAUACACGAAUAUA